Molecule: messenger RNA, 1038 nt
Organism: Naumovozyma castellii
Lineage: Eukaryota; Fungi; Ascomycota; Saccharomycetes; Saccharomycetales; Saccharomycetaceae
Product: GOLPH3/VPS74 family protein
Exons: 1
Coding region: 1-1038 (345 amino acids)
Source: RefSeq, a predicted model, not a curated record
AUGGUAAGUUCAUCAGAGCAACGGGAAAGUGUUAAUGAUUUGUCCAGAAGAAGAAGUUCCAUGUCAAGCACUUCGAGCCAUGCAUCCAGUGCGAGUUCUAGUUCUCAUCGGUCACGUCGCAAUAGUCUUUAUCAUGUGAAGACUCAUCACACGAUUGACUCUGAAGUGUUUAAGGAGCCUGGAACUCCUGAGUUAACUUUAAUGGAUGAGUUAUUCCUUUUGGCUUUGAAGGACAAAGAGGGAUACGUGUCUGAUUGGGAUGGGAAAUUGUCUUAUGUCUUACGAUGUUGUGUAAUUAUUGAACUGGCACUAAGAGGAAAGAUUCAAGCGGUUGCUGAAGGUAAAAAGAAGAAAGAUUUAGCACCUCAUGAAUGCAAAAUUGAAGUCAUUGAUGGAUCCAUUACUGGUGAUCCUUUAUUAGACCAGACAUUAGGUUUGAUGAAGAAAGAAAAGAAGAAUUAUUCUGUAUCACAUUGGAUCAAAUUAUUAAGUGGAGAGUCGAUGAACUUUUUGAAAGCUAGUUAUCAACUAUUGCAUGUGAGGAAGAGAAUUGAAAGAAUACUUGUUGAAACGGGUAUACUAAGUAAACAAACGAAGAAGCUGGCUGCGAUUGGUUUAGACACACAUCCAAUUAAAGACAUUAAAUGCAAGAAUGCCAUAAGGUCCAGAAUGCAAUAUAUUUUAACUGCAAACAAAGUUGAUCUACCUUCGACUAAAUAUUUCCCUGAUACUGUGUCGUAUCGCGUCCUCCGUACCAUAGUCUUAGCAUGUGCAGCUUAUGGUGCCGAUAUCCUUGAUAAAGGAUUCUUCCAAACUGAGAAUGAGACUGUUAUAGGUAAGGGUCGUGCGAGAGUACUUUUAUCUCUGUUUUCUAAGUUUCCAUUUGAAUUAAAUCAGGCUGUUCAACCAGACUUGAAUGAGAAGGUUUCGAAAGAAUUGCAUGAACAUCCAGAAGAAGCCAGUCAAUUAGAGGUCGUUGCAGGUGCCAUUGACGUUAUUAAUACUAUAGAUACUGUUCUAAUAAAGACAUUAUUUUAA